AUGAGCAUCGAUCCUCCUCCUCACUGCCAGACCGUGCAAGAGAACGUCUUCGAGGAGCUCCAUCUGCCCCCGGAUGUCUCGUCGGAAGUCCAAACGGCUUGGCAAACAUUCAUCGGCAUGGCCAGCUCUCGAGAAGCAGCAGGUGAAGCCAUCUAUGCGGCCCUCUUCGACGCCGCACCCAGCCUUCAGAGCCUCUUCAAGACUGCGAGGCUGCUGACAAAAGAGUGGUUUGAGAACCAGCUGUCAAAUCUGGACUUGCCACGGGAGCAGAAGGAGGCUGUGGCAAAUGCACUUGUUGCUUCAACAGACGCCCUCUGCAAGUGGUUGGAUGAGGCGGUGCAAAAGACGCCGAAGCCGAGCGCGUGGGAAGCCAAUAGUGUGCAGGAUUUUGAACACACCAUACUCGGCGUUGGGGACAUGAAAAAGACGAUGAUCGUGCGCGAGUGCUACGCACAAAUGAGUGCGCAAAUCACAGGGUGGCUCGACGAGAAACAUGCUCAAGAAGACCCGACGGGCAUGUUUAUUGUCACUGGCACUCCGGGCAUCGGCAAGUCUGUGUUUCUCGCCUACAUGGCUGCGCUCUUGGCGGAGAAGGGCUACAGCAUCGUGAUUCAAAGAGCGGCAAUGUUUUGGUCGCUAGAGUCUAAGAAAGAAACAGCUGCACAUGGAGAAGAAAAGCCCAUCAUACUUUUGCAGAACCGCGAAGUUGUGCUUCUGGCAGACCCGGGCGGGGGUGGGACGUCCCAAAAUGUCCAAUACCGCCCCCUUGGUUGCACCCUCGUUUUCGUCUCCUUGCACGAGGCACACUACAAGGAAAGUUUGAAGCAGCAGUCGAACCACAGCGAACGCCGCUUCAUGCCCGUUUGGUCAGAAGCCGAAGUAGGCGGACAUCAUAAAGUGUUGUUUCCUGACAAAGGCGAGACAACAGCCAAGGAAGCUUACUGGCUUCUGGGUGGCAGUGUUCGGUGGCUUCGCGAUUUGUUCGAAGUGCAGAGGAGGCAAAAACAGAGCCUAGAAAAGGCGGCCCGGCAUCUAUUAAACGAGUAUUUGUCAGUCAGGUCCUGGGAAGAUUUGGACUUGUUGAUGCAACACUUCAAGCAGCCCCAGAGCGUGGAAGACAAGAAGGAAAGCAAAAUGAGCUAUUUGCUACAAGUCCAUGCCAGUGCAGGAACGGAGACUCCAUUUGAUGAGCACGAAGUGAGGUUGAUUGAUUCCAAAGUUGCACAAGAGAUUUUGUGCGACAAACUUUCUAUCACAACGGCAGAACUGCAGAAACAGUUCUGCAAGAAGUUUUUGCGUGAGAAACGUUUGGGUUCAUUGGUCGGCAACAUCUUCCAGGAACUGGUUCUCAACCAUCUCACAGAUAAGGGAGCAACCUCAACAACGCUGGAAUGCAGCUCCCUGCCAGCAGGAAAGAAAUUGAAAAUUAGCGUUCCAAACCAGAAGUUUGCAGCCACAAGGAGCGAAGGCGUCGCAGUCCGACUUGAAAGAUGGCUGCAUAUAUCACCCGCUUUCGGACAAUUUCCCAGCUGCGGACUUUUUCUUCAUCAAUGCUCCAGAGGCGAAAAUCACCGCACUGUGGUUAUUGCAGACUACAAAGGUCGCAUUGGGGCGAUGCAGGAGCGCUUUAAGGCCGCAUUUUGCCAAGAGUCCUUGACUGCAAUUUCGACCAUCAAAUGGGUCAUCAUUGCGCCAUCAGGGAUUGCUGCUAAAUACACAGGGAAGCAGGAAGUUGUCGGUCAGUGGCAGUUGGAAGACACGCUGGUGGUAAAUGUGGAGCAAUACAUCGCCGAGUGGAAGAUGGGAUGA
Symbiodinium sp. CCMP2456 is the source of this 1809-nucleotide messenger RNA. NCBI's taxonomy places the organism in Eukaryota, Dinophyceae, Suessiales, Symbiodiniaceae. The record is from the annotation of a GenBank genome assembly.